Molecule: messenger RNA, 1946 nt
Organism: Caenorhabditis angaria
Lineage: Eukaryota; Metazoa; Nematoda; Chromadorea; Rhabditida; Rhabditidae
Source: the annotation of a GenBank genome assembly
AUGGAUGCUAAAGUUGACUUCGCCACAUUGGCUGCCAUUAAAGGACUUCAAAAUCCGAAAGCAAUUGCGCCAAUUUCAGUUCAACCGGUUGGGGAAAAACCAAAUGAUUACAGUAAGUCAAGGGACAGUUGGGGAAAUUUUGUGUGGGGUCUCGCCACGAUGCGGCGCACAGUAAACUUGUUUGAAAUUAUCAUUUUUUUCCAUUUCGCCACCUAAACACAGCCGUUUUUGCAGAAGAUAAACUUGUUUGAAAUUAUCAUUUUUUUCCAUUUCGCCACCUAAACACAACCGUUUUUGCAGAAGAGUUUGUCGAACUCACCAGCAACACUGAUGAGCUGAUUCACAGCAAUUCGUCAUUCAACAGUUUCGCAAACUUUGAACAAACGUUCAACUUGUGGAAGCGACAAUAUUUACACCCAUUCCGUGUCGCAUCUUCAGAAGCUCUUCGUGAACCAGAUGGAACAAUCAACCAAGUCUUCAAAUAUCGUUAUGUUGUUUAUCACUGUGCUCAUUAUGGAGAGCCAAGAAUGAGAGGUAUGUGAUUUUAUAGUUAUUUGGGGAGGGGGGAUUAGGAAAGGAGAGGCGGUAUGCCUUUAAAAUCAGAUUUGUUGCGCAACAUUGUUUGUUUGGAUUGGCUUUGGCUUAUUCUAAAUUGCUUUGAACAAUGCAAGAUUUCAAUUUCAUUCAAAUCUCGGCAGAUGAACAUGAAAUUUCCAUACACAGAAAUUUGAUGAAAUGCAGCUGCUCAGCUCAUUCUCAAACACAUGUUGUUAGAUUUUUGUACAUAUAAUAUAAAAUAUAUACAAACAGGUGUCACAACCGAAUGAUUGCGGUGGUUCGGACAGGCGCACGCGCUGUCUGGAUCAUUGCCAAAUGUGUGUAUAGAGGGAUAUAAUUAGCGUGUCAGUAAGGGAGAGAAUAGUAUUUAGCAACAGAUGUUUUGGAGGUAGAUGGCUGGAUGACGUAAUAAGACAUAUAUGAAUCUGAAAUAUGAGAUCUUCUUGGGUAUCCGAAUGAAAAUGCUUUUGCUAUUAAUCACAUGAAAAUCUGUCACACCCAAUUAAAUUCAUCAAAAUCAGCUGGCUUCUCAGCGGGAAAUAUUUUCCUAGAAUUAUGCUAAUUUCUAAUUUGUGUUUGAUUUUCAGGAGUUGGAAAACGGCCAAAUCAAAAUUAUCUUCCAUGCGGAUGCCGUGCAAUGCUUCGUCUCAAUUACAGUUUCACAGAAAAGUGUUUGAAAAUCACAACACUUAAUCCAAUUCACAAUGAUCAUGAAGUAUCAUAUCACAUGUAUAUGAAAGUGUCGCAAAAAGCACGAAGAAGUAUGGGAGUUGGAAGGCAAUCGCUUGGAAGUUGUGGAGAACUUGCAUCGCCACGUAGUAGUGCAACAUCUUCAUCAUCUCAAGCAACAACUCGUUCAAAUACACCAAAUACCGUUGCUCAACCAAAUCAACAAUCGCUUAUUCAACAAAUGAUUACACCAGCUCAACAAAUGUUGGCUGCUUAUCAUUUGCAACAACAACAAAUGUAUUCGCAAUUUUUGACAACUCAAAAAGAGAAUUUGAUUCCACCAGUUGUUUAUCCAUUUGCUGCCGCGUCUUUUCCAGCAGUUCAACCAGCUCAACCAGAAGGAACAUCGACUGUUGCACAAGUUGAACAAAAACCAGCUAUUUUGGCGCCAAUUCCAAUUAGAGGAUCGGCUUUCGCUCCAGUUAUUCCACAUAACAAAUCGGAAGUUUCGACUCCCCCAGUUGAGGUAAAUAAUUUUUUUUAAGUGUAUUUUAAAAAAUUCUAAAAUUUAUUUUUUUCAGGAUUUGCCACCCAACCCAGAACAUGUUUUGCUUCUUCAUCAAGUCAAUGAACUUUUGAAAAUUGAAGACAAUGGAAAAGCAGCUGAACGUCUUCAACAAUUAAAAGCUCUUGUUGGACACUGGAAAAAUGGAAACUAA